GAAAUUCAACCACCUCUCAAACCCCCCAGCUUAAUUCCUUUAAGAAAGCUCAUUUUUCUGCAAUACCCCAAUCAAAAGCACAUAACAACAAUCUUAUAAUUCGAACCCUGUUGUCGGUAUUUUAAUAACGUUACCUUGGAUAGCUAUGAAGCUUUUACAUCUCCUUGUUACAGCAACUAUAUCGGCCGCUGCAGUACGCUGGGCCAACGAUGACGAACUCGCUGUCAUGAAUGCCAACCGUGGUAAGGUCGGCACGGCUCUUGCAAUGCCAAAUGCUGUAGAGAUGCAGACCAUGGAGGUGGAACGAAUGUUCAAUAUUACUCCGGGCCUUGUGCCCAUUGGAAAGAUGAGAGAAAUUUGGAAAUACCAUGGCCAGAAUGUUGAUGAGGAUCAAUUGCUACACUGGCUAGCCAAUUCAACCCAACAGGCUCAGGAUCGUCGUGGUGCGCAGCAAAUAUUAGCUGCCAACCAAUUUAUUCGUGCUGGCGGCUGGGCAAUGUUCAUAGCAUUCAGUUCCGAUGCUGGUAGCACUAUUCGAGCAGUUUGGAAUGACUGCUAUGGUGCUGCUACCAAGGAUGGAACUGCAACCGGUAAAGAAUGUGGUGAUAAGGUCAUCGCUGCAAUCGUGAAAGCUAGUUGGUCCUUUGUGGCGGGUGGAUUAGGGUAUGGAGCCAUACUAUUACAGGGUCAAGCGGAUCCAAACCAACCUGUCUACGAACUGCAGAACCAGUUACCGCCUGACUUGGAGCAUGGAGUGCAGAGGAAGCGUUCGGCAGACCAGGCGUGCCCAAACCACAAUGGCAACUUUAAUGGUUUCUAUGGAGUAAGGUUUCAUCUCGGGCCACAUAUCGGUGCUAAACUGUCCGGGUUUGCACCUUGUGGUGCAGGAGGUCCAAAACCCAAUGACGCUGCACAAGGUAGCUUCGGUUACCAAAUCAACAGAGCGGCUGGUGAUAACGGAGCAGCUAGAAUGCAAUUCUACACGAUUCAGGAUGGUUCUAGGGUUAAUAUUAUGGGUGGCGCUAUCGUCUACGAAACCAACCCGACUGACACCUGCCCAGAGUUCAUCGGUUUUAACGGUUGUGAAGAAUAGCUGGGGUAGAUUAGAAUAUGGUUUCAGAACGAUCAGAGCCGUCCGAGGGACAGGUUGUGUAGAGAGAUAUCAAUAGUGCUAUACCUCAAUGUAUGCAAGGUAUAACUUAGUUGUCUAUAAUUACAGCACUCCGUAGGUACUCUGUGCUGUGCUGCACACAUGCAAUUGGUCACCCACGUGAUUUCAAGUGGUGGGGCCUUUUAAUAGCAGUAUAAAGGAUAUGACACCCCCGCUG
Molecule: messenger RNA, 1328 nt
Organism: Trichoderma asperellum CBS 433.97
Lineage: Eukaryota; Fungi; Ascomycota; Sordariomycetes; Hypocreales; Hypocreaceae
Source: RefSeq, a predicted model, not a curated record